Messenger RNA from Xenopus laevis (African clawed frog), 708 nucleotides. RefSeq names its product protein kinase C theta type-like. The record is from RefSeq and is a predicted model, not a curated record. Lineage: Eukaryota; Metazoa; Chordata; Amphibia; Anura; Pipidae. The transcript has 3 exons. The coding region runs from base 271 to 708 and encodes 145 amino acids.
GUUAGCUUCUGUAUUUUGGGUUGUGGGUUUCUGCUAGUUAGGGAAUAGGAAUGCAGAGCAAAAUCAGAUCUGUGGACUAUUUGCAUACAGACAUAGUGGGCCCAGUGAUGCAACCCCAAGGUUUUACGGGUUCUGCAGGAAUUGUGAGAGAUUAUUACACGUACAACACUGUUGUCAUUAUCUACUUAAACUACAUCAAAUAUUUUGCCUGCACAGAUCUUUGUGGACAUUUGUUUUUAAACCUUUUUUUAACUGUUCUUUGUAUUUCAGAUGGUCCAGUGUCACAUCUAUAAUUCAGCAGUAGACUGGUGGGCUUUUGGGAUUGUCUUGUGCAAAAUGGCCACUGGAAGAUCACCUUUUUAUGAAGGCCGUAAAGCAGAGAAAUGCAUCCAUUUUAUCCUCAAUUGCCAGCCCAGCUAUUCAGAACAGCUCAGUACAGAACUGCAAGAUCUUCUGGAAAAGCUCCUAAAGAAGAAGCCAUACAAGCGGCUUGGGUUCAAGGGGGAUAUAAGGAGACACCCCUUUUUCAAAUCCAUUAACUGGAUCGAAGUAGAAAGACAAAAUGUUGAACCACCUUUCCAGCCAGAACCUAAUUCUGAUGUGAACAUUCAAGUCAGUGCCUUGGAGGUCUUGAAGAGUGACAGCACCUCACCUAACAGCUAUCAUCUUCAGGACUUCACAUAUCUGAGCCCCAGCUGGCAGGCAUAA